AUGACACCUUAUCCUCAAGGGGAUCCGGAUAUUUGUAAUAAUAACACAUUGUCAACAAGUUCAAAUGAUUACAUAAUACAUACAUCAUCUAUUCGACUACCAUUCAUCGCUGCUGGUUUAGUUAAUGCUGCAGUAGCAAAUCUAUUAAAUGAAUUAUCAUGUCGUUUCUUUGAAAUGGCUAUCAUUACACCAAAAAUUAAUGAUGAGACGAAAAAAUUGACAGAAUAUGAAAAACUUGAAAAUAAUUCAAUUCCUUUAAAAACAAUGAACAGUAGUAAUGAUGUAUCUAUAUUUUCAUCACAAACACAAAUCACUACUGAUAAUAUGGAAUUAGAAAAGGCUACAGAGAAAAAGAUGACAAUGGAUAUCAAUCAAGUUAUUCCCUCUGAUGAACAUAUGUUAACUUCACAAUCAAUUCAUGAAAAUAUAUUUACUACAUCGAUUACUUCAUCUAUUUCAACAAAUAGAUUACUUGAUAACUCUUUAACAUCUUCAAAUUUUCAUACAGAACCAAUAAAAAUUAAAGAAGAAUCACAGGUAGAUUUUCCUGAUAAUGAUGAUGAUGAUAAUAAUAAUAAUAUAAUCGAUAAUAGUAAUAAUUAUAUUACUACUACACAACAUACUAAUAAUUUUUUAAAUAAUCAAAUAAGUGAACAAUAUCAUGAACAGAAUGAAAAUCAUCUAUCUGGAAAUGAAUUACAAUCUAAUUUAACACGUCUUACUACAAUUGAUUAUUUAAAACGUCAUCCAUGUACAUAUCGUGGUUGUAAUAAAGUAUUCUUUAGUCGUACAAGUCUUAUUUAUCAUAAACAAAGUCAUUCAAUUGAUAAACCAUAUAUAUGUAAAUAUACAGAUUGUGGAAUAACAUUUUCUAAUGAAACAUUAUUAAAAACACAUAAUCAAUUACAUGAAUCAAAACAAUUACGUGAAAGAUUCUCAUGUAGUUUAUCAGAAUGUAAUAAAGUAUUUGUUACACGUGAAAGUCUUAUAGAACAUAUACGUAUACAUACUGGUGAAAAACCAUUUAUAUGUGAUUAUCCUGGUUGUACACAUAGAUUUGCUAGAAGAUGUAAUUUAUUCGCUCAUAAACGUGUACAUUUAGAUAAAAAUCAACGUCGUCAAUAUCAUUGUAUUCAUCCAGGAUGUUGUAAAACAUUUUUAUAUUCACGUAGUUUAACUGAACAUAUGAAUGUUCAUUUAGGUGAACGUCCAUAUGUUUGUGAUUAUUCAGGAUGUGAAAAAAGUUUUACAAGAGGUGGAAGUGGAGGAGGAUCAGGAGUUGAUAAAUCAACUAAUUCAAUGUGUUCUCAAUCAUCAAUAAGUCGACAAUAUGAUUCUGUUACAGUAACUAUACCAGUUCUUCAACCAAUGCAUUAUCCAUUUAAUCAAUCGAUUAUACCCAAUAAACAGCAGCAACAACAACAUCAACAAACACAAUUACAACAACAUCCUGUCCUGUCUAAUACUAAUAUGAAUAUGACUAAUCAUUUACCAGCACAUCUAUUCUAUCCUAAUCAGCAUAACUAA
Molecule: messenger RNA, 1527 nt
Organism: Heterobilharzia americana
Lineage: Eukaryota; Metazoa; Platyhelminthes; Trematoda; Strigeidida; Schistosomatidae
Source: the annotation of a GenBank genome assembly